CAGGCAGGUGCCAACAAGUGAGAGGUAGCCGAGAGACCGAGAACAAGAGAUGGAGAAGAGUCUGUGAGAGCAGAAGACACCCGGAGCCUUGAGAGAAACCUACAGGUGUUUGCAGCCAGUGUGUUUCCAGUUUUCCUGCACCAGCCCUUCCUGCUCCUCUUCUCUGCCAUCAUGCUGUGUCCUGUGCUGCUUUGUGCCACUCUCCUCCUUCUGACGCCCCUGGACAUCACAGAGGCUCGCGCUCUGCAUCCUUCUCCUGAUGCUGUGCAGUUUAUGGAGCAGUUUCUGGAACGCUAUAAUGACCUUUUGACCCUGGACGACCUGGAGAACCUGUUGAACAGCCAACCAGAGGAGCAGUCCACCUUCUCCUCUGGUGCCAAAGCGGCCGAGUACCCCAAAUGGGCUGAUCCACAAACACAGCCCGAGACCCCCUGGCUGCGCCUGCUGAAGGGUGCCCUGGCCAAUCAGAAACGCGCAGAACCGGACCGGUCACGGAGGGGGUGGAACCGGGGUUGCUUUGGGCUGAAACUGGAUCGGAUCGGGUCCAUGAGUGGACUGGGCUGUUAGUGGAGAGAGGUGAGGAAUAAAGACUGAUGACAUCCUUCUUAGAUUAUAAUAAGGAAAAACACACAUGCAGAGGUGUUCAUCUGCAGUGAAGGAUGUUGACAUGCCAGUAGACUACAUGUAGUAUGGUGUACACUCGCAGUGUUGCUAAUGCGGUUUCAUCCAGCGUAGAUCAGAUGCUUCACACUAUCGUGGCUGUUUAACAGAGGAGCUGUAGAUUAUUCCAUGUUGAAGUGUUAAACUGAAUAUUAGAACAUGUGAGCUAUGUUUACAUCAUAUGAUCAUCUUUGAUUGCCGGGCUUGUUUUUUUUUUUAAAUUAAAAGUAAAUUGGCACUUUAUGUAUUUCUAGCUUUGUCUAAGUACAGUACAUUUUUGUGGCCAGGAGAUUGUGUUUAAAAUCAGGUGAUGUCCAAAAACAGUGGCACCUGUAUUUCCUGCUUAUUGUUUUUUAUGUCUACUUAUGAUUUGCAUGAAUAAAUGGAUUUGACAUUU
Seriola dumerili (greater amberjack) is the source of this 1057-nucleotide messenger RNA. It is a transcript of the gene nppcl, whose product is annotated as C-type natriuretic peptide 1. Lineage: Eukaryota; Metazoa; Chordata; Actinopteri; Carangiformes; Carangidae. Gene Ontology annotation, molecular function: hormone receptor binding; hormone activity. The record is from RefSeq and is a predicted model, not a curated record. Gene Ontology annotation, biological process: cGMP biosynthetic process; receptor guanylyl cyclase signaling pathway. Bases 172 to 567 code for a protein of 131 amino acids. The transcript is spliced from 3 exons. Gene Ontology annotation, cellular component: extracellular region.